UUCGUCCCCGGGGUGCGCAGUGCCCCCGGGCGGCCCGUGGAGCUGCGGGUACCGGUAACGGAGGAGUGAGCGGUGAGCGAGCGGUCGGGACCGGCGAAGUGAAGGCGCGCCCGCCCGGGGCCGGGCAUGUGCGACGGGGCGGCGGGCAGAACGCCCGGGCAAGGGCGUUUGAAGGAAACGUGAGGCGGCGGCGGAGGGAUGGAAGCGGCACCGGGCAGGAGCCCCGAGCCGCGGGAGAAGCCGCCGGUGUUGGAUGGGGAAGCGACGGGAGCGGCCCCGGCUUCGCCGGUGGCGGCGGAGCAGAUCGUGGCGGAGGGCGAGGCGGCGGCCACGGCGACGGCGGCGGGCACGUUCGUGCAACGGCAGCUCGGGGCCAUGCUGCAGCCCGCCGUGAAUAAGUUCUCGCUGCGCAUGUUCGGCAGCCACCGGGCCGUGGAGAUCGAACGGCAACGGGUGAAGUCGGCCGGUGCCUGGAUCAUCCAUCCCUACAGCGACUUCAGGUUCUACUGGGACCUCAUCAUGCUGCUGCUGAUGGUGGGGAAUCUGAUCAUCCUGCCCGUGGGCAUCACCUUCUUCAAGGAUGAGAACACCCCUCCCUGGAUCGUUUUCAACGUGCUGUCGGACACUUUCUUCUUGGCUGACCUGGUGCUGAACUUCCGGACAGGCAUCGUGGUGGAGGACAACACAGAGAUCAUCCUCGACCCGCACACCAUCAAAAUGAAGUACUUGAAGAGCUGGUUCCUGGUUGACUUCAUCUCCUCCAUCCCGGUGGAUUACAUCUUCCUCAUCGUCGACCUGGAGACGCAGGUGGAUUCUGACGUGUACAAGACAGCGCGGGCACUGCGCAUCGUGCGCUUCACCAAGAUCCUCAGCCUCCUGCGCCUGCUGCGCCUCUCGCGCCUCAUCCGCUACAUCCACCAGUGGGAGGAGAUCUUCCACAUGACAUACGACCUGGCCAGCGCUGUGGUGAGGAUCUUCAACCUCAUCGGCAUGAUGCUGCUGCUGUGUCACUGGGACGGCUGCCUCCAGUUCCUGGUGCCCAUGCUGCAAGACUUCCCCGAGGACUGCUGGGUCUCCAUCAACCACAUGGUGAACGACUCCUGGGGGAAGCAGUACUCGCACGCGCUCUUCAAGGCCAUGAGCCACAUGCUCUGCAUCGGCUACGGGCAGCAGGCACCGGAGGGCAUGACCGACGUGUGGCUCACCAUGCUGAGCAUGAUUGUGGGCGCCACGUGCUACGCCAUGUUCAUCGGCCACGCCACCGCCCUCAUCCAGUCGCUGGACUCGUCCCGCCGCCAGUACCAGGAGAAGUACAAGCAAGUGGAGCAGUACAUGUCAUUCCACAAGCUGCCUGGGGACACUCGCCAGCGCAUCCACGAGUACUACGAGCACCGCUACCAGGGCAAGAUGUUUGACGAGGAAAACAUCCUGGGGGAGCUCAGCGAGCCGCUCAAAGAGGAGAUCAUCAACUUCAACUGCCGCAACCUGGUGGCCAACAUGCCCCUGUUUGCCAACGCCGACCCCAACUUUGUGACAGCCAUGCUGACCAAGCUGCGCUUCGAGGUCUUCCAGCCCGGGGACUUCAUCAUCCGCGAGGGCACCGUCGGCAAGAAGAUGUACUUCAUCCAGCACGGGGUGGUCAGCAUCCUCACCAAGGGCAACAAGGAGACAAAGCUGUCUGAUGGCUCCUACUUUGGGGAAAUCUGCCUGCUGACACGGGGCCGGCGCACGGCCAGCGUGCGCGCCGACACCUACUGCCGCCUCUACUCCUUGUCCGUGGAUAACUUCAACGAGGUGCUGGAGGAGUACCCCAUGAUGCGCAGGGCCUUCGAGACCGUGGCCAUGGAUCGGCUGGACCGCAUAGGGAAGAAGAACUCCAUCUUGCUCCGCAAGCGUGCCGAGCACAGCUCGGGGCCCAUGAACAACGAGAUGAUCCAGCAGAUCGUGAAGCACGACCAGGACAUGGCGCACAACAUCCAGGACCUGCAGCAGAUGGCCAUGGGCCGGGAGCUCAGCGGCAAGCCGGUGAUCUGGGAGCCGCUGGUGCACGCCCCGCUGCAGACGGCGGCCGCCACCACCAACGUGGCCAUCGCCUUGACCCACCAGCACAGCCUGCAGGCGCACAUCUUCCUGCCGCCCUCCUCCAUCGCCAGCCCGCUCUCCCCCGAGGCCACGCUGCUCGCCAAGCCCGUGCGGCGCUCCCAGCCCAGCCUGGGGGGCUCCCGGCCCUCCUCCAUGAGCUCCCCGUCGGCGCCGCAGUCCCACCUCCAGACGCCCGCCGCCGGGUCCCCGUCCUCGCCCAUGGUGCAGCCGCUGGAGGGCUCGGGGCAGAGACCCAGCCCCGGGGCACCGGCGCUUCCGCGUCCGGCGCCCAAGGGGGACCCCGCGGCCAAGCAGCCCCCGGCCGGCCCCCAGCCGCAGCUCUCCCGGUCCCGCGGCGCCUCGGUGUCCACGUCGCUGCUGCAGCAGGCGGCCGGGGCCCCGUCCCCCAGCUCGGAGCAGGCGCUGCCGCCCGGGAGAACGCUGCACUACAGCCUGUCCCGAGCCACCGGCUCCCACAUCUCGCUCCUGAUGCAGCCGCAGCAGCUGGUGAAGCACCGGAGCAUCCAGGGCCUGCCGGUGGGGCGGCUCACCCAGGACGUCCGGCUCCUCUCCGCAUCCCAGCCCUCCCUUCCCAACAGAGUGGCCCAGCAAGGCGACGGCAGCUCCCUGCAGCAGGGCAGGAAGUCCGCGGGGAGCCUGGCCCGCCGGUCCUCGCCCUCGGUCGCCGGGCUCCUGGCCAAGCCGUGCCCGGGGCUGCCAGCCCAGCACUCGCAGCAGAUGCCUUCAGGAUCGCUGGCUCAACCCAGCCGCACCGUGGCCGGGGCAUCCACGCCGCAGUCCCCGGUGUCCGCGUCCCGGCAGGCAGCAGGUCCCUCCCGCAAGGGCUCCGUGGCCUUCAGCCCCGAGGUGGAAACGGGGAAGCCCAAACUCCAGUCCAACAUGUGAGUCCCGGGUACAGGCAGGAGGGAGCCGGGCACCCGGCGGCACAGGCGGGGAGGGAAGACGAGGUGAGAGGCGGCACCGUGGCUGUGGACCGGCUGCUCCGGGUGUGGGGCAGCCCCUGGGUGAGGAGGGGGCUCUGCCGACUGCCCCGUGGGUCCCACCCGGGCUCUCCCCUUGCUCCAUCACCACCCACCCUCCUCCUGGAGGCAGCAGGACGGGUCAGAGCCCUCGCCCGACUCCUGGGGAGCCAUCUCCCCACAGCUGCUCCGUGGGGUCCGUGCCCCACCGUGCUCUGCCCUCACUCCCCACUGCCCCUCCUUGGGGCCAGGCCAGUGCUGGGGUCUCCUCCAGCCUGUCCUGUCACAGCAGGGGCUGCCACGCACCCUCCUCGGUCCCCAGACAGCUCUGCCAGCACCUUUGCUUUGGGGAGAGGAGGGAGAGGCCCCAGUGCUGGGGCAGAGUGAGGGGUCCGGAGCCCAUGGCAGGAGCCAGGUCCCCCUCUCUGAGGCCCUGGACACAGUGCCCAGACCCGGGGGUCCCAGGCGGGGUCCCAGGCAGGGUCCCUCUGGGGUGACGAGUGCCAGGCAGCAGAGCUGGGGGCAGAUGGG
Messenger RNA from Pezoporus flaviventris, 3593 nucleotides. RefSeq names its product hyperpolarization activated cyclic nucleotide gated potassium channel 3 (gene HCN3). The coding region runs from base 199 to 2988 and encodes 929 amino acids. Gene Ontology annotation, cellular component: membrane. Gene Ontology annotation, molecular function: voltage-gated potassium channel activity. The transcript is spliced from 8 exons. The record is from RefSeq and is a predicted model, not a curated record. Lineage: Eukaryota; Metazoa; Chordata; Aves; Psittaciformes; Psittacidae. Gene Ontology annotation, biological process: potassium ion transport; transmembrane transport.